AGGUGCUAGGAGGAGUUCGCAAAGACACGACUUUUGAGAGCUUUGAAAACCAGCACUGUUUGUCCACAUAUGUAGGAAGUGACUGCAGCUCUGCCUCCAACAUGAGUCAACAUAGAGACUCUGCUGGUGGACAUGGAGAUUCAAAACCAACAUCCCAGAAAGGGAGACCAGACUCUCCUGCACCCAGCUGUGUGUCCAUGAAGAGUGAUCAGUCAAAGGCUGACAUCAUCAACUUUAGUGAGGCACACAGUCAUCCUGAUCCCAGCCCAGUGGAUGAGAGGCCAGACUCUCCUGCACCCAGCUGUGUGUCCAUGAAGAGUGAUCAGUCAAAGGAACAGAUCAUCAACUUUAGGGAGGGACACAGUCAUCCUGAUCCUAGCUUCCAACAGGAGGAACAAACAAUUCAUCCAUCCUCCAGCAACACUUAUCAAAAUGAAUUGUCUACUGUAUUCAAGGAGCUUGAACACAAAGUCAUCACUUUCAUGACGAAUGAACUAAAGAGACUCAAGAAGCUCCUGACUCAUGAUUACCCAGAAUCCCCUUGUAGUGAGGAGGAGGAGGAUGAGGAGGACCAGAGAGAUGCCAGAGAUGGAGCUCUGAAGAUUGCAGUGCACAUCCUGAGGAACAUGAACCAGGAGAUCAUUGCUCAGCAACUGGAGAAAUAUGGACUGUUUCCUAGAUGUCAACAAGAGCUCAAAUAUAGGCUCACAAAGAAGUUUCAGAAUGUAUUUGAAGGCGUGCCUAAGCUAGGAAACCCUACUUUUCUGGAGAAGAUCUACACAGAGCUCUACAUCACAGAGGGGGAAAGUGUAGAGGUCAAUACAGAACAUGAGGUCAGACAGAUUGAGAUGGCAUCCAAGAGACAAAUAACAAAGAGGGAAACACCAAUCAAAUGUACUGACAUCUUCAAGUCCUUACCCGGACAAGACAAACCCAUCAGAACUGUGCUGACAAAGGGAGUUGCUGGCAUUGGAAAAACAGUCUCUGUACAGAAAUUCAUUCUGGACUGGGCUAAAGAAAAUGCCAAUCAGAAUAUUCACUUUAUAUUUCCUCUUCCUUUUCGGGAGCUGAACUUGAUUAAAGACAAGAAAUACACCCUUAUGGACAUCAUCCAUCACUUCUUCCCUGAAACAAAAGACUUCGCCUUUUCCAACCAGGACAGAUACAACAUUGCUUUCAUCUUUGAUGGUCUGGAUGAAAGCAGACUUCCUCUGGAUUUCCGGCACAAUGAAUGCAUCUACAAUGUAUCAGAACCUGCCUCAGUGGAUGUUCUUCUCACAAACCUCAUCAAGGGGAAUCUGCUUCCCUCUGCUCUUGUGUGGAUCACCUCCCGACCAGCAGCAGCCAAUCAAAUCCCUCCUGAGUGUGUUGACCAGGUGACAGAAGUCCGGGGUUUCAAUGACCCACAGAAGGAGGAGUACUUCAGGAAGAAAAUCACAAAAGAGGAACUGGCCAGCAGAAUCAUCACACACCUGAAGUCUUCCAGGUGCCUCUACAUCAUGUGUCACAUUCCAGUCUUCUGUUGGAUGGCAGCCACUGUUCUGGAGUACAUCCUGACUGAAGCAGAGAGUGGAGAGAUUCCAACAUCUUUGACACAAAUGUACACACACUUCCUGAUCAUACAAACCAAACACAUGAGUCAGAAGUAUGGAAACCGUGAUGCGGAUGCACUCCUGAAGACCAUUCUGUCCCUGGGCAAACUGGCUUUUCAGCAGCUGGAGAAGGGCAAUCUGAUCUUCUAUGAGGAGGACCUGAGGGAGUGUGGCAUUGAUGUCACAGAAGCAUCAGUGUACUCAGGGAUGUGCACCCAGAUCUUCAGGGAGGAGGCUGGGCUGUACCAGGGCAAGGUGUUCUGCUUUGUUCAUCUGAGUAUUCAGGAGUUUCUAGCAGCUUUAUAUGUGUUUUUGCACUUUAGCAAGAGAGAAAGCAAUAUGCCUGACCAACACCAAACCUCUCAGCUUAAUUCACUGCUCAGUGCUAACAAACGUCAUGGCCUACACCAGACUGCAGUGGAUUUGGCCUUAAGGAAUGAGAAUGGACACCUGGACCUUUUCCUAAGGUUUCUUCUGGGCCUCUCCCUGGAGUCCAAUCAGAAACUCUUACAAGACCUGCUGCCACAGACAGGAAGCAGCCCACUGAACACAGAGGAAACAGUCAAGUACAUCAAGCAUAAGAUCAGAGAAGCCCCCAACCCAGAGAGAUGCAUCAACCUGUUCCACUGUCUGAAUGAACUGAACGACCACUCACUGGUGGAGGAGGUCAAGGCCUACUUGAGGGAGGGAAAAGAAACCAAAACGGAUCUCUCUCUUUCCCAGCUGUCAGCUCUGGCGUUUGUGCUGCUGAUGUCAGACCAGGAACUGGAGGAGUUUGACAUGGAGGAUUAUGGGGGAAAGGGAUCACCUGCCAGAUCAGAGGCAGGUGUGCUGAGGAUGCUGCCCGUGGUCAAAGCAUCAAGAAGAGUGAAGCUGAGUGGUUGUAACCUCACAGUGAAGAGCUGUGCAGCUUUAUCUUCAGCUCUCAGCUCAAACUCUUCCAGUCUGAGACAGCUGCACCUGAGUGGCAAUAAUCUGCUGGGAGAUUCAGGAGUGGAGCUGCUUUCUACUGGUCUGGAUUAUCCAAACUGCAGACUGGAGAAACUACGGUAA
Molecule: messenger RNA, 2645 nt
Organism: Clupea harengus (Atlantic herring)
Lineage: Eukaryota; Metazoa; Chordata; Actinopteri; Clupeiformes; Clupeidae
Product: protein NLRC3-like
Exons: 8
Coding region: 102-2645 (847 amino acids)
Source: RefSeq, a predicted model, not a curated record